AUGGCUUCUGCCUGUAUGUCGUCCGGUAGCAUGGCCAGUGCUUCGUCGCCCUGGCGCAACGUCCAACCCCCUCCCUACCCACACCCUCGCCCCUAUACAAGGUGCUACUGCGAGGAAAACGCCUACCUAGUCGUACAACACCUCGCCGAGUUUGCGCACGCACGGAAUCAGCCAAUAGAGAGGAUCGGGGCAAGGCAGACGACCACCAGCAGCAGCAGCAACCCGUCCAUCGCCAGGAUUAGUCUCACGCGUACCAGCAGCAUCAACGCUCCUUCCUCCCCCGAGCCUGCCACCGCUGCCACAAGCGCAGCCGGCGGUGGCGCAUUCCAACUUGUAUGGGAUGUCCGCACCAUCUUCAUCAGCAACCGACGUAAAUCGGUCGUCCUCUGGCAACAAUGCGCAAGCUCGGCUCCUCCCGAGGAGCACUCUCCCGUCAUCUGGGACUACCACGUCGUGGCCGCCCUGACCUGUACCCUCGUGCCAGUCGGCGUCCCAAUCCGCGACGUCAAAGCAGAUCGGCGCUCGCUCCUGUCACGCAAGGGCCACCAGAGGCAGCAAGAUGAGCCGAAACCAAACGCUCUGUUUCAGUCCAGGACGUGGGUCUACGACCCGGAUUCACGCCUCAGCUACACGCCUGCACAGCUCGAGGAUCUCAAGCAAGCUGGUCCGUCUCUGCCCGUGCCGCAGCCCGUUCCACUGCACGACUACCUCGAUGGCACCUUCAAACCGGCGCUGGUGGUUCAAGACCUCGUGCAACCCCACCUGCGGAGCUGCCUCCGCAUCGUCGACGCCAAGGACCUCCUCGCCCACUUUGCCAGCGAUCGCAGUCACAUGCUGCUUCCUCCCAUCGCCGCAACUGGGCAAGCCGAGACGUGGUCGUCGCCCCCGCCACCGUGGCCACCGCUCGUGGGUCAUUUGGCCAAGGCGGCCAAGGUGACCAACAACCUCAUGGAGCGAUACGUUGCCAUGUCACCGCCCGUAUCGUCCAACAAUGCUGCCAAUGACGGCGAUGCAGCAUACGGCCAGGUGCUGGACGACUUGAGCUUCUUCUCGGGUGGCUGGACAUCGACGGCGUCUCCUGGAGAGACCGUGAGGUGCGCGCGCAUCGGCAAGCCGGCAGACCCGACGCCGUCUACGCGUUCGUCCUGGUCCCGCUUGAGCCUUCGUCGAGGUCGGGAUCGAGCGCAGUCGCUGCCUUCUAGCCGCGGACGGCUAGGAGCCGUGCCGCCCCCCGCUCCCCCGCCGGACGCCCCUCUACCUCCGCUGCCGGCCUCGAUGGUCGCCUCUGCGUCAUCCUCAUCUUCAUUGUGUGCAGCGUCAUCUUCGAUAUCCUCAUCAUCUGGCGGCACGACAUCGCCGUCGCUCUCCGUGACCUCGCCAGACAUCUCGCACGAUUCCAGCGACGCCAAGGCAAGCACCGUCGUCGACGACGACGCGCGGCGCACCCGACCGAGAUGUCCACCGCCGCGGCCAUCUGGCUCCGCGCAGUCUUUCCCGGGCGCCCCCCAAUCGGCGACUCCGGAGAGGGAAAGGCGGGGCGGCCGUGUCUCAUCGCCCCUCUUUCCGGCCUACCUCGCCGCUUCGUCGCAGAAGCGCGCCGAGACCCCAGUUUCUCCCCUGACGCCACCGCCGGCGCCGUCUCGGUCCCAGUCGGACCGGGGCAUGCUUGCCGUACCCUUCUCGGCGAUGGUCAGGUCCGUCUCACUCGAUGGGACGACGAUGGCGGCGCAGAAUCGGCAGGUCGACUUCUGA
Molecule: messenger RNA, 1752 nt
Organism: Pseudozyma flocculosa PF-1
Lineage: Eukaryota; Fungi; Basidiomycota; Ustilaginomycetes; Ustilaginales; Ustilaginaceae
Exons: 2
Coding region: 1-1752 (583 amino acids)
Cellular component (GO): nucleus; cytosol
Molecular function (GO): protein-N-terminal asparagine amidohydrolase activity; protein-N-terminal glutamine amidohydrolase activity
Source: RefSeq, a predicted model, not a curated record